AUGGGGAUCAUGACCGAAGAUGACGUUAUAAAAGCAAGUGGUGAAAGUCUCAUUUCUUGCUUAAUGACGGCUAGCGAUAUUUACAUCCACAUUCGCUCCUUACAAACCGGCCAAAUAGAGCAGAAAAGCCUGCUCAAGAAGACACGGCCAGCUGGGGGCAUCUAUAUCGGCGCUCCAAUAUCCAUCCGAUGCGAGCUAGAGCCGGGAAGAUAUGGGUGGAGCUCGGAUACUCACAUCGCAGAGUUCAAGGCUUGUUUUGGCGGAAGAUAUAGCAUCACAGCUGGACCUGGAGCCAAUACAUACGUAUUUUCGACGACUCCAAUCAAGGCUUCAUUCGACGUCGAAUAUGAUGGGCUUUGGUACGAUUCGAGAGUUACGCUACUGGACGAAGAUGAGAUCGAGUUUGUCGACUGGGACCAGAUCGCACCACGAGCCGGGCCCGACACUCCAGUUGAAGAUAGCAAAAGUGAUAGUAGUGACGACUAUGGCGGCUUGUUUUCGGAGCAGAUGUUGGAAAGCCUUGGAAAAGGCACCCGAAGACUAUGGCGACCAUGGAAGAAAGACAAUACCAAAUAUCGGCCGUUUCGCUGUUUACACAUAGGAGACUCUAUCAACGCACCCGUCAUGUAUCCCGAUUUCCGAUUCCGCUAUCAUACGACUGAAAUCUCACAGCUAUAUUUGCCUGCGCGGAUUGUUGACGUGCAAGGCGAUCAGUAUGUGGUUGAAUUCAGCCCGGCAGUAUGUACCUGUGCGUGGUGGCCAGGGCGCUUAGAAAAGGGCACAUCAGUAGAGUUAAUCCCGGGGUCAGGUAUACACGCGGACAACCCGUACGAACUCAGCCGCACGACCUUGGCCAUGAACCUGGUGCGCCCUUUGUCCACCGGCCCGCGACCAGUUUUGGGCAAGCAGUCUGGGAAGCCGCCUGGAUAG
Molecule: messenger RNA, 930 nt
Organism: Clonostachys rhizophaga
Lineage: Eukaryota; Fungi; Ascomycota; Sordariomycetes; Hypocreales; Bionectriaceae
Source: the annotation of a GenBank genome assembly